CAAAACGAAACUCAAAUUCGAUUAACGUGUAGAUUUUUUUAAUUUUCUGUAUUGUGAGACCGAGUAACGUUAACAUUUGGGUGUGAUAAGAUUAAUAUAAUGGAGUUUAAUACAGAUAGCGGGUUUUGCCCUCACUGUGGCUCUAUUUUGCCAUUACCAGUCAAUCCGAUGGACACCCACAUAUCAUGCAGAUGUGGAUACCAAACGCUUAGCGCUAAUUGCAAUAACAUGAUCAUUUCAAGCGCAGAAUUUACAUUCAACGAAGUUAAAAAGAAGAAAAGUAAAAAGUCAACCGCGGCCAAAGGAAUGACAGGGCCCACUAUUGAACGAAUUUGCGUUAAAUGCGGUCACAACCAAAUGACAUACAAGACACAACAAAUGCGUUCAGCAGACGAAGGAAUGUCUAUAUUUUAUUACUGUAAAAAGUGUGGCUCUAUGGAAAAAGAAGAUUCAUAAACAUUUCAGCUAAACUUUAAACUCAUUUGUGUUCUUUUAUGUUUUUAAAAUUUUAAUAUUCAAAAAAAUAUUCAAAACUAAUCAAAUAACUGUUUUAUGGUAAAUAUUUGCAAAGCAUAUUUUAAUAGCUGCAACAAUUCAACUUAUAGUCGAGUAACUUUGGAAAUAGCUGUUGUAUCCAAAUAUGGCUUUCAACCUUUCACAUCACCGUCACAUGUCUCUUCAAAUUAAGAUACGUUAUUUGACAGAUUCACACAUUCCUCUUCUUUGCAAUUUUUCUCUGAAGCUUGUGCAAAUGUUCCCGCAUGCAUUUCCCACAUUAUGAAAUGUAUUUGUUUUAAGCAGUGACUUUCUAUUUGUACAAGCACACAUACAUGUAUAGCUCUUGUAUUGGCUAACUAUCUGUUCUCAUCCAAUGUCAGCAAUGAUAGUUGCUCUGGAACCAAAAGAAUUUAUCCCAUGUGGGCAAACAGCAUGCGUGAACCACCCAGGUGUGAUUUGUCUUCAUUUCAAUCAAUCACAAGAAGUUGGGACAAGUUUGCUUGGAACCUUGAGUCAGGUUACUUUAGAUGACAAACCCAAGGGCACAGACUCUUGGAAAUUGCGAGUUUACAAAAAUGUUGAGGAAGAAUUAUAUUUAUCCGGACACACUGUGGUGUGGAGUCGUGGUCAAACUGUUCUCAAAACUUUUACAGUUGAUUCACUCGUUAAACAGGUAGCAUGGGGCUCGUUCUCUGUUAGCGGUGAGGAUCCGUGUCAGUUCGAUCUUCCACAGUCUAAACCUGGCACCUACCCAUCUGUGGAUGGUGUUGCUAUGGUGACUGAUGAUGCAGUACACGUCUUCACUGAUGAUGGAGACAACUUUGUCACUGCUCUGCCAUUCAAAGUUCGAGAUUCAUGGAAUUUCAAGUUCGGCUUGCUCUUUGAGCGGAAGAGAGAGAUGAUGGAGAAGAACAAAGCCAACAUGUCCUCCUUUCAAACAUCUCUCCUUGAAAAUGAUCUUACCACCAUAUUUUGCCUCCAACAUCCUCUCAGAGAGUUUUCUCCAGUGAUCACUAAAACUCAAGGUAGUGUCAGAUACAUGAAUCGACCGCACGAUUCGAUCGUGUUUUGUGAAGAAGACUUCAUACUCACGUGUGACAAGCGUCAUGGUUUGCACACCGUCUGGCGAGCAAGAGCAGUGUCUGCCAACGAUAUUAACUUGCUGCAAUCUUCAAGAGUACCAACGCAAAAUCAGAUGGGCAGUGUGUGCCAUAUGUCUAUGUCAAGUCCGGGACUUUCCCCCUUUAGGGGUAGCUUUCGUGGGUCUCCUGGUUACCAUGGCAACUCACAUGGUGGGAUUCCUCAAUCAGGGAUGAACAAAACCCCGCACACGAAUAGGAACCCCUCGCUUGCCCACCUGUCAUACACUCCCCAUUCAAGUCGCGCCUUCUCACCAAGUGCCACUGGUUCCCUCAUGUAUCAAAACCAUACAUUUUCACCUUUGCGUCACUCACCCCACCUAACAAGGUCCCCAUGUACACCAGUAUCACACGAGUCAUUAUGCCUCAACAACAGCGUGUAUGAGACAGCUGAGCCAUUACAACCAGAGAUAUGCCUUGAUCAUAUGUGGACUGAGACUGUUACUUGUACAAGGGAAGGUCUGAGUGUGGGUUGUGCAACGAAAGUUUUUCUGAUUCGCGACGUGUGUGACCAAUCAUAUCUUGCUUAUCAUCUCGACAGCCAAUCACAGUUGAGAGUUGUCCGAUACAGUCACAGCAACAACUUGACACACCUCAUAUUUGGUGCCGUGGAGUCUAUUCAAGCAAGAGAUGCCGCGCCGCUCAAGGAUUUACGAAUGCACGCCGUGCUUGAUCUUUCUGGUUCCUUGGUUCUCUACACUGGCAUAACGAAGGUUGUAAAAGUCAACUUAAGCGGACUACCCAUGUCAUCACUGGGUUUGUCGCAUGGAUUGCGCAACACUGCCUCUGUGCCCGCCACCCCUCAGCCAAUCAGCACGCCCGCACAUCCAAGUCGACCAACCAGUGCCAUGGCAACCAUGGAAGAUGUGGGUAUGCUCUCCCCUGUACCUGAGCUCGAUUACACAGGAAAUGACAUCAGCAUUUUAACGGGGGAUGAGUUUGCGUUUUCCACCUCUGGUUUCUCGUCACGGCUGGUGGGGCUCCCUCAUGUGGUGGGAUCGACACUAAUCCUUGAGGUUGCCGGGGGCAACAACUAUCGUGCUGAAGUUCCACAACUCUGCAGUUCCGAACUUGUAAACAUGUGCAUGCGAGCUCUUCAGUUUGUGCUCCCCAAUGAUACAUACCUCUCUUACGUCACCAAGUGGUACACCUUUCGCCACGCACCCGGUGCAUUGAACGGCCGUCAUGUGGAGUGGUCUUUGUUUGUUGACUGUUUACAAGAAUUCCUUGGUUAUGUGGGCAUGAGUAGAUGGCAGAUGCGACAAUCUGCCAUACAAGACUCCAUGGAGUUUGAUGUAAGCUCCUCACCAGUUGUUGCAGCCAAGAAGUCCCGACAUAGUGACCUACUUGAUCCUAAGGUAUUGAAAAUUUGAGCAGGUUUUAUUCAUGAAUUUAUUAAUUAAAAAUUUCGU
Molecule: messenger RNA, 3049 nt
Organism: Ciona intestinalis (vase tunicate)
Lineage: Eukaryota; Metazoa; Chordata; Ascidiacea; Phlebobranchia; Cionidae
Source: RefSeq, a predicted model, not a curated record